AUGAGGCCCAAUAAGGAAAUAUUUUCCAAACAUCAGGAGAGAUUCUUGCUUUUCUUUAGUCUUUGUGUCCCCACGGUGGACGCUAUUCACCCGGACUGCGCCAUCAUUGCUCAGCACCUGAGGGCCGGCGAGACCUGCAGCCUGGCGAGGAGGAGAGAAGUUGAGAACCAGACGGCGCGCGGCGAGAGGAAGUACAGUAUUCGUGCAAUAUCAGGAGAAAAUAGAUGCCAGACCGAGUGGGACCAGAUUGGCUGCUGGUUGAGAGCCGAUGUAGGUCAGGUGGUCAAUGUGUCGUGCUCUGACAUCUUUCAGCAUUUCUCCAGUGGUCAAGGGUUGGUUUACAGGAACUGUACAGCAGAAGGCUGGUCAGACAUUUAUCCGCCCUACCAGGAAGUUUGUGCUUUUAGUGACGACAACGGGCCGGAAUCAGAGACUAGUUACCUGUCCACCUUUAGACAGGUGUACACUGUGGGCUACGCCACCUCGCUCGUCUCCCUCAUAACAGCCAUAGUGGUGUUCACUGCUUUCAGGAAGUUUCGAUGUACCAGGAACUACAUCCACGUCAACUUGUUCUCCUCGUUCGUCCUGAGGGCCAGCGCCGUCUUCAUCAAAGACACGGUCCUGUUCGCUGACGAGACGCUGGACCACUGUUCCAUGUCCACGACGGCGUGCAAAUCGGCCGUGGCGUUCUUCCAGUUCAGCAUUCUGGCCAAUUACUUUUGGCUGCUGGUGGAGGGCAUGUAUCUGCAGACCCUGCUAGCGCUCACCUUCGUCUCCCAGAGGAAGUACUUCUGGUGGUACAUCCUGAUUGGAUGGGGCCUCCCAUCCAUUAUUCUCAUUCUUUGGGUGCUGAGCAGAUUCUUCUAUGAUGACAGAGGGUGCUGGGACGACACCGACAAUGUUGGCAUUUGGUGGAUUAUCAAAGGACCGAUAACAGCUACGUUGCUGGUCAACAUUAUCAUCUUUAUCAACGUGAUCCGCAUCCUGGUCCAGAAGCUCAAAUCUUCUGCCAUGUCCGGAAACAAUGACACCGGACAUUUUAUAAGACUGGCUAAAUCCACGCUUUUCCUCAUCCCUCUGUUCGGGAUGCACUACACUCUGUUCGCCUUCCUGCCGGAGAACACGGGCGUGGCGGCCCGGCUCUAUAUCGAACUGGGUUUGGGAUCCUUCCAGGGCUUUGUGGUGGCUCUGCUUUACUGUUUCAUGAAUGGAGAGGUGCAGGCAGAGCUGCAGAGGUGGGUGUGGAAAUGUCACAACCAAAGUCAGCCCACAUCAGCCAAACGAAGUAUCAGUCAGGUUAGCGUUGGAGCGCGCGGCGGCGGACUUCGGCGGCUCCCUUCCACUGGUAACAUCUCUACCGUAUGACCAUAAGCAAACACUGAAGGGACAUUUAAAUCCAUAUUUUGGGUUGUCAAAACAAGAAUGUGGAUUCUAGACUGUGCUGCACUGAGCCUUGACCAACUUCUAUGUUUAAAUUGGACCUAUAAUUUAACCUAAUGGAUUAACUCAUCUGACCUUUUUGUAUUUUAUUUAAUUGGCUUGAUGUUUUUUGGACUUUUUACAUUCUAUGUUGUACCUGUGUGUCAACAUGUUAUUUAAUUUGCACUAAGUGAGUUGCUAAAUGUAAAAAAAAAACAUCAUUGUGAUUAGACUGAGCAUUUAGGAUGACAAUACUCUAGUGUCUUAUUAUACAAACCCCAAUUGCAAUGUUGUGUAUAUUGUAAAUAAACCCAAAAUACAAUAUGAUUUGCCAAUCAUUUACAACUAUUCAAUUGAAUACAUACAGAUAUUUUGUUCCAACUGAUUUAUUUUCAUAUGUUCAACAUUCACUUCAAAAUUGGGGUUUGUAGUCGGUUUUGAACCAAGUUAGGAAAUUCUUUUGUUUUUUCUUUUAACUUUACAGUAUCACUAGGCACUUUGUAUCAGUUCACACUGACAUAUUGUCACUGUAUUUUCCAUGAACUUUUAUACAAAAUAUAUUCGGUCGGCGACGCGCUACGGUUGCGCGUUCGGCGGUGCGCUACAGUUGCGCCAUCGGACAAAAAUGCGCAAAUGAAAAAAUGCUUAAAAAAGGCGUUUUUCUUUUUAUCUUGGAACAGAUUUUUUUUUUUCCAUUAUUUUAAUGUGAAAACAUGAUUCAGAAUUCGAACGAAUCACUUCUCAAACAGCCUUCUGGAACGGAUUGUGUUCGAAAACCGAGGCUCCACUGUAUUUCCAUUGUUGCUGAGGAUAUAGAGAAGGACAUGUAUGUAAAGGGGGGGAGCACAGUAAUAAAUGAGAAAAUGCAUAAAGCCUGAA
Molecule: messenger RNA, 2298 nt
Organism: Syngnathus typhle (broad-nosed pipefish)
Lineage: Eukaryota; Metazoa; Chordata; Actinopteri; Syngnathiformes; Syngnathidae
Product: pituitary adenylate cyclase-activating polypeptide type I receptor-like
Exons: 14
Coding region: 1-1365 (454 amino acids)
Biological process (GO): cell surface receptor signaling pathway; adenylate cyclase-modulating G protein-coupled receptor signaling pathway
Cellular component (GO): plasma membrane
Molecular function (GO): G protein-coupled peptide receptor activity; peptide hormone binding
Source: RefSeq, a predicted model, not a curated record